UGGUAUUAGGCCUCCAUGUUAUUGAGUUAAUGUUUUAAGUGUUCUUUGCUGAUUUUUCAAUUCAGGAUGUUGCUUUACUUAUACAAAUUUAUAAUUGAGCUUCUGAGAAACAUCAGUUUGGUUUCAUUCUCUAUAAGUUUUUUGUGAUUCGAUUCAUGCUUUAUCUACGAUUGAUCAUUCAUUGCAAUUUUCCUGUUGUUGAAUCAUUUAUUAUUCGUCUAGAAGAAUGUGCAAGAGUCCCCUUGUUGACAAUUAUUGUGAAAGGAAACAUUAUGAGAAAAUUAUAAGAUUAUUAUUCUUUUUUGGGGAGGGAACACAAUAUCGACAGAUUUAUUCUAACAUUAGGAGAGUGAAAGAGUCAUGUUUAGAUGUAGGUCCAAUUUCAUCACACUGGUAGACCAUCAACAAACUGUAGUGUAUCCUCAAGUACUAGAUAGAAUUUAUCAAUGUAGAAAGCAUAUUUUUCUCAAUGAUCUACCAGUCCAUGCCCUCUCUGUAGCCAAAAAUUUAAGGACCAUAAGCCAUUUUUGUUGCUGCAGUGAGGAGUGGUUACAUGGAAUAUUGAGACCAUAGGGUCCCACCCAUAUUCUGGGGAUGUAGGUGGUUGAUUAUUACUAAAUCCACCAUUGCAUCAUGUACUGAUAAUCAUGUUCCCAAACUACAAAUUUUUCAGAUGCAUCUUCUACAUCUCCCCUUAUUGAAACUUGUCUUUAAUCACCUCUGGCUGCACCAUUACUCUAUUGAACUUUGUCAAUCCUUCUGGGGGAGGACCCGGUCAGGGUGAGACUUAUGGGUGGGUGAUGGUCUUGCUCCAGGAAAGGCUUGGUAUUUUUCUGUUUCUACAAAUCCGCCGGAAGCAGUUUUCAUAUUCAUCAAUGAUUUCAAUGGUAUUACUUUCUAUAAAACUUUAUUUUGUACUACCAAAAGAAGUUCACAACAUUUGUUAGCACGUGCACUAGGCCAACCUUUAACCUCCCCCCACUCCCACCAAACAGAAAAAAAGGUGAAAGAAGAUAGGUUUUGCUAACCUACUUUUAGUUGCAUGCCCACUUAAGCUAUUAAAAAAAUACAUGCAAAUCCAUCUGUGAAAAAUAGAUAAACAAGCCACUGAUGUUAGAAUACAAGGAUGCAGGGGUAUGGGCCAAUAGAAAGGAUUAUGUUCAGUGUCAAGUUAAGUAGUUGAUACUUUAAAAAGCUCUCAUUAUUUAAACAAAACAUGCUUGAUCUUCCUGGGCCUUCUCAUGCACCAUAAUUAUCUCUAAAUUUCUUAAGUGGGCAAGGACAGUGUUAUGAAAUCUUGUAUCUUCCUCCAAUUUCCAUAUUAGACAUUUAUUUUCUGUCAUAAUAUGUUUGAUGGGUAGCUUCACUAGCUUGUUAGUUAAAUGGUCAGAAUCAAUCAGCUCUUCUCCUGCAGAGAUGGCUACACCUGUUACAUUUUUUGAAGGCCUUUGCACUUUCACUGUUGCAUUUUGGAAUUUCCACAUUUAUGUUCUUUAUUUUGGGUUUCUUCAUCUUCCCCUUAGUAUUAUAUGGCAUUUUUGGAUCUAUACUCUUGGUAUAAAAAGACAGGAGUCUCUGUCAGUUUUAAAAUUUAAAUGGUGAAGGUACCCCUUAUAUUACAGUUUCCCCUCAAUGACAGAUGUACGACUCUUCUGAACCCAGACUUGAACUAAAUUUAGGAUGUGACACAGCCUUAUAAAAUGAGUGAAAUAAAUAGGGAAUCUCAGAGAGAAAGGAAACAUAAGAAGGGGAAAAUGAGAAGUAUUUAGAUGAGGUAGGGGAGUGGAUACCAAGAGCCCUCGCACCAUUUUAACUGAAGGGAAAGUAUGUUUCCUAGCAUUGAGUGUAGGUUCAAGUUCCCUGAAUAAUGUAAAGGGAUGAGUUUAACAAGGCAGGAUAUUAAUGCACACACAACAAACUAUAGGCAUGAGGUGUAAAAGGCCUUUGGAUUCAGAAGCUUAAGAAGACAUGCCCCUGUUAUUAGAAGCAUAAGUUAUUUGGUGUAAAAGACCUGUUUGAAUUCAAUCAACUUGAGACAAAAAAUAGUGUGAUUUCAAAAGAUGAAGACUUAAAAGAAUUAUAAUCCUUUUAGAAGCAAUAGUUUUGAUGCAGAUCUCCUUUUUAUAGAAAGUUGUUUAAGCAUUGAUCUGUAGAAAUUGCAUUUUUUGUUCCAUACUUAGAAUUGUCCUUCCCAGAAGGGCUGAACUUUUCUGAUUCUCAAAUACUUAAUUUUUCUAAUAAUGCAGCUCUUGUUUGAGCUCUCUCUGCACUAGUUCUGAUUGGGUUGUUCCUAAUUCCAAAAUUUGGUACUUCUAAAGUGAGUUUCCUCUUCUCCCCUAUCAUGGGUACCCGGACUUUGACGAGACCAUCUAAGGUACUGUUGGUAGACAAUAGGGACCUCUGCCAACACCCUAUUAUUGUGCAUGCUUACUUGAUGAGCUUAUCAAUGACUCUCUUAUGCAUGAUGAGAAGACUAAUGGACAAAUGGUUUACGAAAAUUUCAAACAUGAUGGAUUCUUUCUUUUGGCUUACUUUAGUGGAUUCUCUCUUAUGGGUAGAACUCACAGAUUUUUGCAUCUUGUGUCUUCCAACUCUUUUCAUGUUCGUAAACCAUUCAAAGUUUUGGUUUCUACUUUUAAAAUUUUCCUUCUUUAUUUCCUUCUUGGUUCUAUCACAUUCUUGGAAAUAUUUGGAUGUUUUUGGUUCCUUUGACAGUUGUUAAUCUGUAAGAUUAUUUUUGCAGGUGUUGUGGUCAGUAUGGUAAUGCUUAUCACGACUAUAUUGGUGACAUUAGUUAUGAUUAUGAUAUGAACACCACUUGUGCUAGCUGGACUCUACUUUGUUGUAUUUUUUGUCAUGGAAGGUGUUUAUGUGAGCGCAGUCUGCACUAAGAUCCCUCAGGGAGGUUGGAUAUCUUUUGCUAUUUCCUUUAUCCUUGCCUUCAUUAUGUUCGGGUGGUUCUAUGGAAGACACAGGAAGUUAGAAUACGAGAUGAGCCAUAGGAUAAGAUUAGACAGUCUUGCUGUGCUCUUAUCAGAUCCUGAGAUCCGAAGGGCAUCUGGCCAUAAAGAACAUGAGGUCCUUGCAUAGGGUGACAAUUUUUACUACGCUCAGGUACUCAUUGGUUCCUAAAGUGCCCCAUCAUGAGAGGAUCACUGUCAAGAAACUGAGCCUUCCAGGGUUGUAUGGGUGCACUAUCCACUAUGGGUAUGCAGACUCUAUAAAUCUUGAAGGAAAUGACUUUGUGAAUCAAGUUACUGAUAGCCUGCGAAAACUUACACAGAAAUGCUCAGGUAGUUCACUCUAUGGUCCUCUGUCUAUUGACGAUGAAAUUCAGGAGCUGUUGCAAGCCUUGCAAGUGGGUGUAGUUCAUAUUAAAGGGAAGACAAGAUUACAUGUAAGCAAGAGUUCUAGUUGGUUUGACAAGAUCAUGCUUAGAUUUUAUGAAGUCCUACACAAUAAUUGUAGGUCUGCACUCCCUAAUUUUGGGGUACCUCUUCAACAAUGUAUUGAGGUUGGCAUGCUUUAUGAGGCUUGAAAGAAAUAUAUAUAUAUAUAUAUAUAUAUUUGGUUCUCCUUGCAUUACAAUCAACCUGGAAUGGAUUCGUAUGCUCCAAUUGCGGUCACUCUUCUAAUAAACAUUCUUGACAUGUCCAUUAGAACUUGACAAAAGCUACCAAAUUGGAAAGUGGCAGAUUUGGUGAGGAAGUAUCUAAAUGAUGAAGAUCAAUCAACUCUGACUGCUGCAUUUUGGAUUACCAGAAUUGGUUUGUUUAAACUAAGCAUUUCAGAGGACUAUCUAUGGAGCGACUUGGGUGGUAGUUCGAAGCAUGGGUAAGAUAUGUGUAUGGGUCAUGGAUGAAGUCUUAUAAGCUUUUCUUCAUAGAGAUUGAGGAGGGCUAUCUCUUUCCAAGAUGGCCUAUGAUGGUAGUCUAUGCUCCUAUUAUUUCCCUUCAAUAAUUGACAGUGAUUUACAAAGCUUGGGAGUUUUCAAGGCAGACAUGUCUUUGGGUAUGGAUCCUGCCUUCUCAUCUGACUUGUCAACUGGAACUGGAUACCUUCAAGAUGCCAUUCUUGCAUGGAGCAACCGCUGCAAGAGGAGAAGAAUAUCAUCUUACUCUCAUGAACAAGUGACUGAGUAUUCUAAGCAGAAUUGCUGGAACUCAGAGGAUCAUGAAGACCCAUUUGAGAAAUUUGGCAGCUUUGUACAGAACUAUAAUCUACUUCCAGAAAGAAACCCUUUGCAGAAUUGGGUAAACAGGAUUGACAAAGGAAGGAUGGCUCCCGUGGAGAAGAAGCCUGUAGAACAUGUGCAUCACAAAACCCAGCUUUUUUCUUUGUCUUUCUCUCACAUGGACUCAACAAACAAGGACCCACACCAAAAAAUCGACCCCUCAACCAUAAAGGAUAAUUGUUGUGUAAUGAAGGUGGCCUACCCAUUUGACAUGGUGAAGCCUGGAGGUAUUGAAGGAGACGUGACUCUUGAAGACAUCAAUGAGAGGAUGCUUAUGAGGCCAACCAGGCCAGUUCGGCACCCAGUGGGGGAUUUGGCUUGCCGACCGGUGGCAAUGGCAGGCGGGCUUGGGCUUUCCGGGAAAGCAGUGGUGGCCUUAACCAGAAUCCGGACAAGAGGGAGAGGCACUGUCACCAUUAUCAGGACUAGAGGUUGAACAGAGAGUGAUUGCUUCUCUCUGUCUUUAGGAUUCUGGGGUUUGGUUUCAUGGUUCUGGUUCACGUAGAAUUUUGGGGGUGCUCACAGUUUAUGUGUUUUUUUUUCACCUGGCUCGUCUUCAACGACUCCCCAGCGAUCAUCCAACGGUUGGGAGGGUUUGAUCAUGCAUCUCAACCCUUGCCAACGCCGAGGGAUACAUGUCCAAACACUCCCAGCCUUUAGAUGAUUUGUUAGAGGGUCUGUGGUGUUAGAGACGAUUUUUUCCUUGUUUUUUCGGUUGAACUUUCAGAGUUUAUGUACAAUCUGGGAAUGUAUCAUAUUCAGAUCCAAUCUAAAAACAAACAUCUGUAGUA
Molecule: messenger RNA, 5025 nt
Organism: Macadamia integrifolia
Lineage: Eukaryota; Viridiplantae; Streptophyta; Magnoliopsida; Proteales; Proteaceae
Exons: 6
Coding region: 3915-4670 (251 amino acids)
Biological process (GO): female meiotic nuclear division; male meiotic nuclear division
Source: RefSeq, a predicted model, not a curated record